CACCACCAGAGCUCCUGAUUUUUGGGUGGGGUGGAGAAAGAGGUGAUGUCUAUGCAAUAUGGUGCCUACCAUGGGUGCCACUUAGAAAUGAUUUCAAUGGCAAUAAUUCUUGUUACACAUAUUUAGAUAUAUAUAUAUUUUUAAAUAAUUAAGAGCUGCUUCUCUGACAAGGGUCAUAACCGGGCUGGGACAAACCCCAGUGGGCUUUCAGGAGGCAGCGUCCUGUCCCCAUUGGCUUUGUUCCUGCUCCAGGGCCUCUGUACAGCCUGCAGUUCCCUGAAGACUCUCUUCCCACCAUUUGCGCGGCCCAUCCCCCUCCCUCUGCCCUCACCUUGUGGCUCCCCCAAAUCCCCAGCCCCAACACAGCCGCUGCCCCCUCCAGUUCCCCUGCACCGCUGUCCCAUUCAGCACCGUCUUCGUCUGAAGAGCAGGGCUGUCACCAUGACGACGGAGGUGCUCCUGACCCAAGCCAUGGUCUUUACAGCCACCUCCUGGGCACGUGGAAGGUGGACGUUGAAUGAGGAAGACGGAAGAAGUGAUGCACUUGAAUGAUGGUGCCGGUGCCGCGGAAGAAUGCUCAACAUACCAUGCCUGCCCAAGGAACCCACACGUCGCCUUCCUGGGAAGGGGUACCACCAGAGUGCUCCUCACAAGUCCACCCACAGGGAGUCGCCAGCAGUUCAGGCCGAUUCAGAAAGGAUGUGGGCCCAGGGACACCAUGGCUGAGGUCAGACGGAUCUCGGCUUAACGCAGAGAAGACCAGGACGAUGCUGGCUCGCGUUUCACUGACUGUGCACAGGCACUCGGCUGUGAGGACCAUAAGGAGCGGUGGACCCCUGAGGAGAACGGGGAUUCCGGAACACUCCACUGUGCUCACGCGGAACUUGCACGUGGAUCAAGAGGCAGUUGUGUGAACAGAGCAGGGGGAUGCCGCAUGGCUUGAAAUCAGGAAAGAUUCUCACUUGGACGGUCCAGCCGGCGGCGACACAUGAUCCCAGCCCCACUUCCAGGCCAGCGUCCGGCGGCCAGGGCCCCAAGAUUCCGUGCAGGGGGACAAGAGCCCGUCUGUGCAGCCUCAGGAGGUGUGGUGAGGCCGAAGAUGUGCCAGGGCUGGGGAUAGUGCCUGCUGGGCAGAGCCACCACCACGGAGGAGCAGCAUUAGCCCUGUCCUGUGCUCCUGGCUGCCCGUCAUGGGCACCCUCAGCUGCGACCCUGCCCCGAGGCCCACCCCUCCAGCCCCGGGCCGGCGGGGCACCGACUACCAGAUCCCUGAGACAGGGCUUCGCAAGUCCUGUGCGGCGGCCGCCAUGGAGACUGGUGUUGGACCCAGCCUGUACGUCCUGCCAUCCACCGUGGGCUUUGUCCAGCAUGACUGUACCAAAGUGGCCAGUCCUGCCUACUCCCUGGUCCGGAGGCCCAGCGAGGCACUCCCUGAGGACAGCAGCCCUGGGCCCAUCUACUUCCUGGACCCCAAGGUCACGCGCUUUGGCCGGAGCUGUACGCCUGCCUAUUCCAUGCAGGGCCGGGGCAAGUCUCGGGGUCUGGAGGUGACGCCUGGUCCAGGGACCUACAGCCCAGAGAAGGUGCCCCCUGUGCACCAGCGGACACCCCCAGCUUUCACGCUGGGCCCCCGCCUCCGCCCGCAACUGCUGGACACUUCGGCCCCCGCCCCCAACACGUACACUCUCCCCUCCCUCUGGGGUUCCCAGGUUUUCGUCAAGCCCAGCAGUCCCAGCUACACGGUGGCCGCCCGCACCCCCCCAAUCCGCCCGCCGCAGAACCCCACGGAGAUCCCGGGGCCCGGCCAGUACAACAGCCCAGACCCCAAUGCCUACAGGCACCGGCGGCCAGCCUUCACCAUGCUGGGGCGGCCUCGCGCCCCGCGCCUGCGCGACAUGACGCCGGGUCCCGGCACCCACAGCCCUGAGCAGGUCACGGUGCACAAGGCCAGGGCCCCGGCCUUCUCCAUGGGCAUCCGGCACUCCAAGCGGGCCACCACUAUGGAUGCGGACACUAGCCCCUGAGGGCCAGCCGUCGCAGGGUGCUGCCCUCCCUCCCGCCCCCAGCCAGCCUGGGUCCCCCAGUGAGCUGGGGGCUUCGGCUGGAGGAGGGGCGCAGAAACCGCAGGAGGGGUCCUGGGAGCAGCACCUUGUCCCCCUUGUUCUCUGAAUUGUCCGAGG
Molecule: messenger RNA, 2180 nt
Organism: Echinops telfairi (small Madagascar hedgehog)
Lineage: Eukaryota; Metazoa; Chordata; Mammalia; Afrosoricida; Tenrecidae
Gene: CIMAP1D
Product: outer dense fiber of sperm tails 3 like 2
Exons: 5
Coding region: 1191-2024 (277 amino acids)
Cellular component (GO): cytoskeleton; cytoplasmic microtubule
Source: RefSeq, a predicted model, not a curated record